AUGGCCGAUUAUCUUGCUAGUAUGUACCAAGUCCGCUACGCCACUGAGGCCGAUAUGCCAGGUUUGUGCGAAAUCAAUUAUGCCAGUUUCAAGAAAUAUCGGUUCCGCUCUGCCGUGUUCCCUGAAUCUGAUCCUGCGACCCUAAAGGAUUUCAAGGCACUUAAUGGGAUGAAGCAAAUAGCAAACCCCGAGAUGCACAUUGUUACGGUGAGCGAUUCGACGACUGGCCAUGUUGUUGCGUAUGCCCGAUGGUUUAUUCCGGAAAUUCUCGGAGUACCUCCCCAUACCUGUAACCUUAGUGAAAGAGGUGCCGCCCAGGUGGCUGCCGCUGAAAGUCCACUAAUUCAUGCGCCUCGGCCUAUGAACGAAGGGCUCUUUUUCGCACCUCGAAAGCUCCUAGCGGGCGCACGGAAGAGACAUACCAUAGCUCGAGAUAUAGUUCUUGAUUUCCUAGCCACUCUACAUACGCAUCGUGGUCGUGGAAUAGGCUCCGCACUGUUGCAAUGGGGCAUCAAGAUUGCGGACAGCUUGCAUACUCGAAUCUAUCUCGAGGCAACCUACGCUGGCUUACCGUUAUAUCGCAGGUAUGGAUGGGAGAUCCUGGAGGAGCUCGUAUUGGAUCUAGAGCCACAUGGGGAAUACGGGAAGGAGGUUUUCAUCAUUAUGCUGCGUGAGCCGCUGUCGAUCGAUUAUCCUCAAACAUGA
Penicillium vulpinum is the source of this 705-nucleotide messenger RNA. RefSeq lists its product as uncharacterized. Gene Ontology annotation, molecular function: acyltransferase activity, transferring groups other than amino-acyl groups. The record is from RefSeq and is a predicted model, not a curated record. NCBI's taxonomy places the organism in Eukaryota, Fungi, Ascomycota, Eurotiomycetes, Eurotiales, Aspergillaceae. The transcript has 2 exons. The coding region runs from base 1 to 705 and encodes 234 amino acids.